Molecule: messenger RNA, 1962 nt
Organism: Botrytis byssoidea
Lineage: Eukaryota; Fungi; Ascomycota; Leotiomycetes; Helotiales; Sclerotiniaceae
Exons: 1
Coding region: 1-1962 (653 amino acids)
Source: RefSeq, a predicted model, not a curated record
AUGCCUCCACGAAUACCGAGGGCGAGAACUGGCUGGAAAAAAUCCCUUCGAACGCCAAAUAAUUUCGAGAAAUCGCAUAUCUGCCCGAUAUGCACUCUAUCUCAAUAUUCAGAGAGGCCUCGGAGUGAACCUCGACAACGCAAACUCUUACCCACCCCGCAAUUACCAGUUCGGCAUUCAUCUUCUGCUCCUAUAAAAACUAUAAAUAAUGGGGGAACUGGUAAUAUCUCCAAAAUAGACCGCAGUUCUCUCAGAGAGGCAUUACUCGACGUACAAAAACACGCCACGAAUUAUGUGAAUAUUUCUAGACUACAACUUGCGUUAAGAGGUUUAGAACAACCAGAGGGUCAAGAGACAAUAAGGGUUGCGAUACUAGGACUUGCAGAUGGUGGUACCUCUCUUCAGAAGGCUAAAGAGCUCCUGAGACUCAUUUUGGCGGACCCAUUGAAAGCAGAGGAGGAGUGGGAGCGGCGUAUAAUCCACGGUGAUGACAUGAACCGGCCAUUAUUGAUAAGGGUGGGACAUAAUGAGGAAGAAAGCUCGGAGCGGAAUGGCAGGCUGGUACAUGAAAUAAAUAUUUCUUCUCCGAUGUUCAGUGGGCACAAAAUGGAGAUUUUAGUUUUGGAAAUGGAGCCUCCAAUAAUCAACGGAACCGAACUUUUCGAAGAAACAGUCUUAGUACCGACAAUGGAGAUACCGUCUAGUGCAGCCCGUUAUACUCCAGUUACAACGCCCGUACAUAAAUCGUUUCUUCUAGGCCAAGGAAUUAUGGGAGCAGUCUCUCUUGUUUCGUAUCCUCUGCAUGCAAACCGAGAAUCUAUCGGAAGUGCUGUCAACGUUCCAAACUUCGAAUCAAAAUCUCUACCUAUACCAUCUAUCGAUAUUUCAUCUGGCAAUGAAGCUCUGCAAACAUUCCGUAAGAGCAUUGAGAAUGCGAUGGCUUACGAGCGUCAAUGGUUGUCAAGCGGUAUUCCAGAAGUUGUUGACUGGGUGAAGUCAGGUGCAUCCUCAACUCAAGAGACUAUCAAAGAACCACUCCUCAGACUGAUUUCAUCUACCGUACAAAAUGCGGAUAAAAACCUGAAAGUAGAACAAGCUAGACAAUUGUCCCUUCUUUUGUCUACUCGAAUACCUUCAGCCCAGAUGAAAUCACUACGUCAUGAGCUUUCUAGUUGGUCUGAACGUGCUCAUACUGAGCUUCGGGAUCAACUGGAUGUGGCAUUUGGUGGUCAGAGAUGGCGUAAGCUGGGUUGGUGGAAGUUGUUCUGGCGUGUUGACGAUGUUUCCAUGAUCACGUCUGAUAUGUUGAGCCGAAGCUUCUUGAUCGAGGCCGAAAAAGAGAUCAUAUUUCUAGCCGGACGGACAGAAGAAGCUGGAGUCUAUCGAAACAUAUCUCUUGAUUCUGACUCUACACAGAGCUCUGAUUGGGCUUACACGCCUGUCCAGGAGGCCCUUCCAGAAGGAUUACCUCCUCCACCAAAACUUCGAGAUGUUAUCCCAAUCAAAACGGAUGAGGAUACACCAAUGAAGAUACAGCCUCAGCCUUGGCCUUUACAUAUUCCCAUUGCAAGAUCAUUCCUAUCUACAACUACCAUUCCUGCUCUUCAAGCUUUAGCGCAAAAGCUUGUCCUACAAACCCUCAGUACUUCAUCCUUGACGUCGGCCCUUGCCGGUCUAAUGUAUGUGAGUAACAUGUCUACAACUUUAUACGAAGCGGGAGCAGUCGCCGCCUUUGGAAUAGUGUGGAGUAUGAGGCGGAUGCAAACCAAAUGGGAGACUGCGCGGGCAUACUGGGAAGGCGAGGUUAGGGAAGAGGGUAGGAAGGCUGUCAGGAACGUGGAAACGAUUGUUGGUGACAACCUGAACAAGGCAGAGGAAGGCAAAGGAUUAGAUCCAGUUAUCGAACGAGAUCUGGAGAAAGCACGGGAAGCCAUCAGAUCUGCGCAAGAUAUCAUAUGUUGA